Messenger RNA from Mobula hypostoma (lesser devil ray), 1851 nucleotides. RefSeq names its product polymeric immunoglobulin receptor-like. Gene Ontology annotation, cellular component: plasma membrane. The transcript has 9 exons. Gene Ontology annotation, molecular function: transmembrane signaling receptor activity. The record is from RefSeq and is a predicted model, not a curated record. Bases 43 to 1740 code for a protein of 565 amino acids. NCBI's taxonomy places the organism in Eukaryota, Metazoa, Chordata, Chondrichthyes, Myliobatiformes, Myliobatidae.
AGACACAGUACAGGGAGCUGAUCAGGUUGACACUGCUGAAAUAUGGAGUUGGUGCAGGGUGAACUCACUCACCAGAAACGGCCCAGGAUUGUGGAAUCAAUCGCUUUACUGGCUCUCAUCUCUGUUGAUAUCUUUUCAGGCUCAACUGCAUUAACUGGACCUAAGAAGGUCAGAGGAGUAGUGGGAGAAUCAGUCACUGUGGAAUGUCGGUAUGAUCAGAAAUACAAGGACUACGUGAAGAAAUGGUGUAGAGGUGAAACUUACGUUGGUUGUAAUGAUCUGGUUUCGACUGAGCAGCCACAAAAAGGACAAGUAUCAAUGACUGACAACAAAAUACAAGGGAUAUUUUCAGUAACCAUGGACAAUCUAAAGAUGAGUGAUGAAGGGCUAUACCAGUGUAUGAUAGAAAGGGAAAUGUGGAAACCGAACAAAAGGUUGACCAUUUCACUGGAGGUUUCUGAAGGAACACAGCGGAAAAUUCACCACUUUUGGGCUCUGACCCGCUGGAUAGUCUUUGGAGUUCUGGUUCUUUGCACCGUUUCAAUACUUUGCAUGACAGCUGUUCAAAGACAAGUAAAUGAGAAAGUCCAUGAAAAGCAGAACCUACGACUAAGACAAAUCAGCCCAAGUCGAUACAAUCGCAACAACUUGGAGCUGAGUGCCCUCAAAACCAGGGAGCUGUAUAUCGACUUCAGGAGUAAUGGGUCUCCUCUCCACACUCUUAUCAUCAACAACUCUACAGUGGGCACUGCUUCAUCAUUCAAGUACCUGCUCAUCAGUAUUUCACUUAAGAUGAAAAUAUCCUUGGCUGCAGCCCACCAUUACUGCAGGACUUGCUCAACUGCAUUAACUGGACCUAAGAAGGUCAGAGGAGUAGUGGGAGAAUCAGUCACUGUGGAAUGUCGGUAUGAUCAGAAAUACAAGGACUACGUGAAGAAAUGGUGUAGAGGUGAAACUUACACUAGUUGUUCCGCUGUGGUUUCGACUGAGCAGCCACAAAGUGAACGAAUAACAAUGACUGAUUACAAAACACAAGGGAUACUUUCAGUAACCAUGGACAAUCUAAAGAUGAGUGAUGAAGGGCUAUACCAGUGUAUGAUAGAAAGGGCAAUGUUGAUACCGAACGAAAGGUUUACCAUUUCACUGGAGAUUUCUGAAGCUCCAGAAAAGAAGGCAACCACCUUGGAAAUUUCCACUGAAACCAUGUGGACCACUUCACCUCAGAAUGAGAUGUCCACCAGGAAAGCAGAAUCCACUGAGUCUUCAGUUUCCUCACAUCAGAUCAGGCCAACACCUUUAUCCCAAUGGCAUAUUAUACUUGCAAUUGCCUUGUCAGUUCUUUUCCUGCUGCUCAUUACUGCCAUGAUUAUUUGUGCAAAGCUCAGGCAGAAGAUGAAGACUGGAAAUGCCAGUGGUGUAUGCCAGUGUGAAGCAUCGCAGAGACGACGUGGAAAACACGUACAUGAAUCUUCGGGUUCAAGAUGCUCCUGGAAGAGCCAGAACACAACGUGCCUCAGAAACUGUGACAUAUUCAGCAGUUGCUCACUAAUAAUCAUUAACUCAAGCUCCAAAGAACACCUAGAAAACAUUGCAAAUACGUUUCUUUGUGUGUUUCUUUGUUUUAGUGCAGCUGUUUCCCACAAGCCCUCAACCAUGACAGCAUUCUGUGGGGCUGUGUUGGACUGGUGCAGGGGCAAGCCGCUGGCGGCCACGUUGGUCUUCAUCCCUCCUCGUCCUUGAACAAGCUCAGGGGUGUUCAGCAACCACAGGCUUGAUGAGACCUGUAGGCAAGACAAGGUGGCAUGGAGCCCAAUGCUGGGGGACUGUUGAGCUGGGUGAGGGAUGGCUGGC